Messenger RNA from Punica granatum (pomegranate), 2750 nucleotides. Lineage: Eukaryota; Viridiplantae; Streptophyta; Magnoliopsida; Myrtales; Lythraceae. The record is from RefSeq and is a predicted model, not a curated record.
GGAGAGGAGAGCUCGGCUCGCAGUAGUUUUCUUUCCUUUCCUUUCUUCCAUUGCCACAGCUGGGAAGGCCAACUCUCACUCGCUUUCCUCCUCCCCCCAACGACAGCAAUCCCUCCACGACCAGAUAAAUUUUUUGAUUCCUUCUCUCCAUUUCUUGCCCUGUUGCUGUCGUUCUUGGAUCCCUGCCAUCCCAAAGAGAACUGUAACGGUAAUUCAUGGCCUUUGUUUGAAGUGGGAGCUCUCUCGAUCAAGUCCGCAUUUCAUCGUCUUGCCUUAACAUGUCUAACCAUGUCAUGCAAUCCUAUCAUGAAAAGAGAGACUCAGGCGAGGAUUCUAUUUAUGCUCGUCAAUCUGUUUGGAUGGCUCAUUGGAAUCGAAUGAGUAAAGCAGCAUCUCAUGCUCGGAACCAUCUACUUGUUGAUCAUAAGCCAAUGGAAGGCAAUUCCGGUCCUGCAACUAGGCAGCAGCUGCCGUACCUCAGUAGACCUGACGCUGCAACCGAUGCUUCUAACUGUGGCAGUGAGGAAUUGACAGAAGUGCCUGUAGCGGGAUCUGCCAAUCCCCCCGAUGAGAGUCUGAAAGUAUUCUCACAUUUCUCGAGGAAAGAGAGAUUAGAACAUGACCAGCCCUUUCCCAUGUUUGGCCUCUCUAGAAAUCGAGACAAGAGCAUGAUGACGCAUAAGAAUGACCAGGCUAGUCUCUUCUGUGGUCAGGCGGCGGGACCUCAGAUUCAUCCCAAAAUUGGGCCCAGCGCUUCUCCAGGAGAUUUUGUGAAGCAGGAGAAGAUGUCUUUGUGGACCCCAUCUGGUUAUGAGACCCGAUCACAAGAACGGCUUCUUGACCUGGGAGGUACCUCUCGUCAUUUUGAUGAGAAAAACAGCUUGGUUGUUUCGGCAUCUUCUAAGGAUGAUUUUUUCACAUUCAGCUGUGGAUAUCCAGUUGGGCCCAGUGCUGGUAGGCUGGAGAAAGUUACUGCCAAAGGGCGUUUGAUGAACACGAGCCUUACUAAGUUGGGGCCUGAUCAGUGUAAUUAUCAUGGUAGUUCUGCAGUUUUUGUUCAGCAAUCGGACAACGAUCCCUUGACCAGCAAAGAUCAGUUAGCAUUCUAUCUUGGUAAUAAUGUGUACCGAAAAAGCCUAAAAGAUUUAGGGACUAGUUUCUUCCAAAGCCAAACCAGUCCCUUUGAGGUUGCAGAGGCAGAGUGUUCGUCUCGAUCAAGAAGGUCCUUCUUUGAUAUAGAGACUAUGAGAAUAUGCACCACUAUAGAUUCCGUGGAAGGCUCGAAGUUCCAUCAAAAAAUGAAGGAGUUAUUCUUUACUGAGAAGAAGACAGAUGCUAACUUGUUGAAAGGAGGUAAAAUCUUAAGGGAGUCAGUGUCCAGCACCACCCAGUUUAAAGGAAAUACCAAUAAAUUCAGUGAAGUUCUCAGGCUGUCCAGAGGUGGCGGGCAGCAAGGAGUGAAAUUGCAACCUCUAUGGAGCUCCACGGAUAGUGAGGAGAAGGAUAAUGCUGAUGAUUUGAAGAACGAGUCUUCUGCGGAAACAGACACUAUGGACAUGGACGCCCUAAAGGACGACCAUCUUUGCGGCGAAGGAGUGUCGCUGUCAAAUAAGAACUGUGUAGCAUUCCCAAAAUUAUUAGCAUCGCGAGCUGCUGCAGAGUCCAUGAAUGAAGAGGGGAGGAGCAGAGAAAAUGCUGAUAUACCCCCUUUAGACCUGAACUAUCUUGCGCUUCCUUCAGCUACAUCGAGCUCUACGGAUGAUAAAGAACCGAGCAUGUCGAAGACCCAGAGCUUGGAUGCAGCGCACCUUCUCCCUACUGCUGAUGGGCACAUGAAUCAGUCGAAAUCAACUGAGAGUGCGUCUGACCCAGGGAUCAGAUGGGUGAAACGACUCAAGCUCAGCAAUUCGGAGACCUUAUUUGCCCGUGGCACUAAGAUCUUGAAGAUGGAAGAGGGGACUUCUUCCCCUGAGAAGUUCAACCCUUUCUUGGGGAAAACCAUGAAGCGGCGCAUGACUAGCUCAGAGCCGUUGACCAGUGAAAAAUCCUAUAAGAAGAAACCCAUCCUGUCCGACCGGAACGACCAUUCGGUAAUGAAAGGUUGUGGGUCCUGCUCAACGAGUCAGUCCUUGGAAAAGAGUCGAAGUGAGCUGCUUUCGAAUACGUGGAUAAGGAGAUGGUGCCGGGUUCAGAAGACCAAGAAGCAUGAGGGAGAAGAGGCGGCCUUUGUGUUUUGUGAGCCCCAAAGCCUAAAGGCCUCCCUUGAUGAGAUUCGGAAGAAGCAGUUCCCAAGCCUUGCAGCCAUGGCUCUGAUGGGCAAGGCAAUGCAUGGGUUCCGCCCCUGCGAGUUUAAGAAAAGCGGGUCUUUUGUGGUCUGGAAUACCAGGGGAUGCUGAUUCCCAUUCCGAGUUCUGAAUCGGAUUGACUGAUGAGGGUUUUGGUUGAUGCUUUGGGAAAUGCAGUGAGUUCAUUAUAAAUGGGUGGUAAGAGGGUCGAAUUGAAUUUCCGGGGUACCAAAGAGAUGGUGAAUCUGUUGGAUAGACUUCUUCCGGAAGUUUUAUUCUGUAGCUAUUAUUUUAGGGUUGAAUUGAUUGUAUUUUUGAUGUUUAUAUGCAUCUAAGAGGUUAUGUUUUUGGUAUGGUCGGUUUACUAUGUCGAGAUUAAAACAUCCUUCGGCUGUUCAUGGCAAAUGUAUCAAUGUAAGCUGUGUUGGUUUUGAUUAUAUGCCAAUAAUACUGAUUAUAUGUCAA